Molecule: messenger RNA, 18379 nt
Organism: Zootoca vivipara (common lizard)
Lineage: Eukaryota; Metazoa; Chordata; Lepidosauria; Squamata; Lacertidae
Source: RefSeq, a predicted model, not a curated record
GUAUCAUCCACAUACUGAUGAACACCCAGCCCAAGCCCCCUGAUGAUCUCUCCCAGCGGCUGCAUGUAGAUGUUAAAAAGCAUGGGGGAGAGAACGGAACCCUGAGGCACCCCAUAAGUGAGAGCCCAGGCGUCUGAACAUUCAUCCCCCAACACCACUUUCUGAACAUGGCCCAGGAGGAAAGAGCGGAACCACUGUAUGAGAGUGCCCCCAGCUCCCAAACCCUCUAGACAGUCCAGAAGGUUGAUGGUGUCAAAAGCUGCUGAGAGAUCCAGCAGCUUUGACAUUACAUAUUGGGGUCUACCAUUGGGCAGCUACUGAUGUCUCAGUGGCCUCAGAGGGCAACACUGCUGCCCCUGAACAGAGGAAACUGGUGGGCAGAUGGCCCAUCUGAUGGGAUACUGCUGAGGCUUCUCAAAACCUAGCUAUGUUGUCCACUAUAACCCCUAAAUGAUCUCUGGAACCUAUUUUGUUUAUACUGUAGCCGCAUUCUCCAUGUUAUUAUAAUUUUGAAAGUAGCUACCAUUAACCUUUCUGUGCUGUCUUACAUAGUGCUGGGAUACAUUGGGAUAGUGUCAGACUGGGACUAUAUCUCCCAUAACCUCGUUUGUUUACAAGUAGAAAAGCUAUGGAAGAUAUCAUGCAGAUGACUUCUUGUUUUGUUCCAAUAGCAAUAAUAAUUUAUUAAAUUUCUAUACCACCCUUUAUCCGAGAUCACAGAGUGGUUUACAAUAUAAAAACACAACAAUGCAUAACAUAGUAACAAACAAAAACAAUUAACACCCCCUGCCACAGUUUAAAAGGCCAUCAAUUGUUUAAUUAGCCAAAUUCCUGGACUGUUUUUGCCUGGUGCCUAAAGAUAUGUAAUGACAGCACCAGACAAGCCUCGCUGGGGAGAGCAUUUCACAAAUGGUGAGCCACCACAGAAAAGGCCCGCUCUUCUUUUGCCACCCUCUAGACCUUAUGUGGAGGAGGCACAUGAAGAAGGGCCUCAGAUGAUGAUCACAGGGUCCAGGUUGGUUCAUAUGGGGAGAGGCAGUUAUUGAAGUAUUGUGGUUUAAGGGUAUGAGCUAUUUAAGGCUUUAUGGGUCAAAAUAAAGCCCUUAACUGCCGUUAAUUUAAUUUUGAAACAAACAUUAAUAUGUUGUUGUUGUGGGGAGGGGGAAGUGAUAAAUCUAUUAAUUUGUUUUGCAAUGGCUGAUGAGAGGACAUGUUUUCCUCUACAGCUAGAGAGAGUAUGGAACUGUGGGCUUUUGGUUCAUCUUGUUUUGAAACCUUCCCAAUAGAAGAGAUUAUAAAGUCUUGUUUUUUCCUUAGCCUUUUCCUUAGCAUUCCUUAGCAUUGCUGCUGCCUUGUUUGUUUAGGAAGGGCCAUAGCUCAGAGGUAGAAUAUUUGCUUUACAUGCAGGAAGGUCCCAAGCUCAAUCCCUGGUCUCUCUAGGAUAGGCUGGGAGAGACCCCCGCCUAAAAGCCUGAAUAGCUGUUGCCAGUCAGUGUGUAGAUAUAUGGACCAGUAGUCUGACUUAGUAUAUAUUCCUACAUCUGGUAAAAUGAAUCUUUAAACAGUUUAGCACCAGCCGCCAAUGUAAAACUCCUAUUUGGACAUAAAAGUGUAUGGCAUUAACUUGCAUUAACUGUCCUCUGUUAGGAAAUGGCUUAUCCUGAUUUCUGCUCACCUUCUGCAUAUAACAGGCUAUCACUACCCAAAUAUUUUAUGGUGUAUUUAAAUACAGUGGUACCUUGGUUUACGAACUUAAUCCGUUCCGGAAGUCCGUUCUUAAACCAAAGCAUUCUUAAACCAAGGUGUGCUUUCCCAUAGCAGCGGGGGACUCAAUUUACAAAUGGAACGCAAUCAACAGGAAGCGAAACAUGUUCUUAUUCCAAGGCAAAGUUCACAAAUCAGAACACCUACUUCCAGGUUUGCAGCGUUCUUAAUCCAAGCUGUUCAUAAACUAAGCUGUUUUCAAAGCAAGGUACCACUGUAGUUAUUUUCAUAUCAGUGCUGUAGUGUUGCUGAACUGGACACAGCUCUCAGCACCCUUCUGGUUCCCCCCCCCCCCCCCCAUCCUACCAAUCAGACUUGUGAUUUGGAAUCUGACAAAUAGAUAAGAUACAAGGGAAGGAACUGAUGUAUCAGUUAGUUAGUGGUAUUACUAAAGCACUGGCACCAAGUAUCCUGUUAGUUGCCAUGGGGUUUCCUCAAAUGUAGUUCUUGGAAGCAUUUGGAAGGCAUUUCUUCUGAGGUACGGUAGUAGGUUACAGAGAACCAUAACUAGCCUGUUAAUUUCUCUUCCUCUGAUCUUUCUCAUAGUACUUCCCUAGUCCAGAUCAGCAAAGCUUUUAAGGAGAAGGUGGACAGACAUACAUGAGUUCAUUUGCCCAGAGACGUAUGCAGCCUUAUAUAGGUGGAAGAACAACAAAAUUGUAUUGUGGCUUAAAAGAAUCUUAAAAACGGACAAAUUUAUUAUGGCAUAUGCUUUAAUGGACUAAAGUCCACUUCAUGCCAGUGAUGGAAACUGUGAACAGAGGACGAGGGAAACUCAGCAGGCAGCAAUUGCAUCCAAUGCUCUGGUGUCGGUUUUUCUGAGGAAAGGCUUUGUAAAAAGGAACAUAACUAUUCUACUUCAGUGAUAGCAUUUAUUGUUUUCUGUUUUGCUUUCCUUACUUUUGAAUCAGGAAAAACCUCCAAAGAAGCCCUGAGAGGGUAGCAGAAGCCGCCAGAAGUCUGUGCUUUAUAAAGAAUAACAUGAAAGAUUAAAAAUAAAAAGGAAGUGAAACAGUUUGAAUGCCAACAGUGCCACUGAAAAAGAAGUGAGGAUAGUGCGAACUGGCAGAAGUUUGGGGAGGGUUUAUGGGCCCACAGCAAAACUGAAAUAGGAGGCUGGGUGGGCCGUUCACAACAGUUCCCCCCACCCCAUGUGAAUAAAUCUACAGAUUGAAAUGAGCUGCCUAGCGUAAGGGUGGGUCCUUGUCACUACUACUCUUCCUUCCUCACGGGCAAUGGAGAGGGAGGGCAUCAUAAUGAGCUUUUAGAUGCCAAAGUAAGGAACAGACACUGCAAAAGCCCAGAAGGAGAUGUAAUGGAAAGCUAGGGAAAGCCAAGCAGCAAGAGAUCAUCAAGUCCUGUGCCCUCAGCUACUCCUGUGACAUGAAUAUGUCCAAAGUCAUACUCCUCAAAUGGAAGAGAAUUUGGGUGAAGGCAAUGAACAAUGUUCUUUUUAAACAUUUUGGUGGCAAAAGGCAGAGACACAGAAAACCCUAUUUUUGUAACUUCUCCUUAGGCUUUAAUAAUACAGGCAUGAUCUUACCUGUGUAAAGUCUUCACGUGUGCCUGAUUACAUUUAAAUGCAGUUACCAUGUGUGCUUUCCCUUUCAUGUGUAAUGUCAUCAUCCUAACAAAACCAGGCCAUUGAUAACUGGCAUGCUACAUUUACAAAUGAAUUGGCCAGCAUGGCAGGUACAUUUUAAUGUGACUGGGCACACAUAUGAAGUAUAUGUGUUAAGGACUUUCACCAUGGCCCACUAUCAUCUGGAUUAAGCAGGCCAUGGUAAGUAACUCUUGGUAAGCAUUGUCUUCAAGUAGCUCUAACUAUCAGUUUCCUAUCAGUCCUGGGGCAACAAGAUUCCUUUCAUGGGCUUUGAUUAGUUGAGUCUGUUCAUUUUUAACGAUCACCUACCAUUUCUUCAGUGCUGUUCCACCCUCCCCCCAUUGCAAACACCUCUGCAGCAUCUGCAUUGCUUCUGAAUAGUGUGUUAAGGGAUGACUGCCACGUUAAUGAGUCUGUUAUUCCAUCUUCUUGGAUGAAAAUAGUGAAAAUAUUUAGAGUUUGCAGGCUGCCUAGAGUUUUUAAGUAGGGAAAAAAACCUGGAGGGUGACUUGAACUACUAGUAAGUGGAAAAUGUUGCAACCCAUGAUGUGUUAAUAAUUCCUGUGGUGAUAUGUUCUAUAGACAUGGAAUGAUUAUCGGGCUACACAGUCAAGACUUAACACUGAUUGUUGGCAUUUUUGUUGUGCUGGAAGAACAAAUGAGUCAUGCAAAGAACUCAGUCUUCAGAUAAUCUUAGAUAUUCUGUUAACUUUUGAGGAUUAGCUUCUCCUUGGUCGAAAGGGCAAUUUGGGUUUCCUUUCUCAGUGGGAAGUUUGCUUUAACCCCCAUUUCCCUCUUCAAUGGGUUUUCGGGUGGGAAAGCACAUUAUAUUUUAAUGAACUAAUACAAAACAAUUUCACUAUGCUUUGACAGAUGUUUUGAGUAAGACCUCUAGAUGUAUUGCUAUAAGUAAACUUUUAACUGAUUUAAUAGUAAUUGCAUCUUCUUAAAGAACCCUGGGAUGCAAUCCCUAAUUGAUGCUGGUCUGAAGUUUUUGCAUGUAAAUUUUGGGGCUGCAGCAAAAACAAUUAUAUUCAGUCUUUGGGUUUUGUACAGAGGCUUAGCUGCUCUUGGUCACACCAUGUCCCUGGGACGGGAGAGUGACCCCCAUUACCUGCCCACCCCAAAAGUAACCAUGCACCCCCUCCCUUUUAUGGAGGAUGAAUGGUCCUCCAAAAGAGCAUACAUUUAUCUUAAACACACUUACUAGGGAAUAGGCCCAUUGAAAACAGUAGGACUUACUUCUGAGUAAACAUGUAUACGAUUACAGUGCUAGAAUCCAAGCAAAUUCUUUGAACUUUUUCCAAACAGCAAAAGAUUCUUGGGAGAAGGCCGUGACAGUUAAAGAUUUCUUCCCCAACCAAUAUGAAACCUGGUAUCUGUGUGCCCUGGGUAUGCUUUUCUGAAACCCUCCUCUCAUACAUGAAGUACUGUACCCUGCUUGCUUUUUCAUUUUGCUUGUGGCUCUUGGUGAAGUUGUGUGAUUGCCUCAUCAUAUGCUUAGCUAGCAAUUUAAGCCUGCCAUGCAACCACAAAACUGACAGAAGCUAAUUGAACCAAAGCUUGAUUAAAUGCAGGUUGUGCUGUGAGCUAGGUAGAUUACACAUGAAGCAAUUCCACAACUUUUCAGAUUUUGCAGGUGCAUUUAUCCUAUAUUCUUGAUGUACCAAUAUGUUGACUCUUCCUGCAACUGGCAUGAUAACUUGGAAAUUUCUUGAGGAUACAGGGCAUAAAUUAAAUGAAUUAAUAAAUAUCAUAGUGUGCUAAUUGGAUAGAGAUGUUGGGUACCAAAUGCAGGCAACUCCCCAUUUGCACACGUUUGAGGCACAUACAACUGAUACGUGCACCGUUUUCAGCACCGGAAGGGUGGGGCUUAUGUGCGUCCCGCCAACUCGCGCGGUGUCUUGGAAUGAAACCCCCUUGCAAAUGGGGAAUUGCCUGUAUGCUUCUUAGAGUGGUUAUUUGAUUCUCUUUGGGUACUAUGGGAAGUCACUGAAUGCAUUUCUAAAGUUAUCAUUUAGUCUAAAACUAGUUUUAAAAUAUUAUAUGCCAUGUGGCACUAGUAUGUGGUUCAGAGCCUGUUACUAGAUCAAAAGGCUGUGUUUUGCUCCUGCUGAGUAGACCAGUGCAUUUGCUUAUGUAUAAAAAUGUCCUUGUCUUUUCUGCUCAGCAUUUGUUCUGCGAAAUAGAUCUGUGUGAAUGCUAAAACUGUUUCCAAAUGGAAGUGAGACUUAUAAGCAAGCUAAAUGACACAGUUUAGAGUAUCUGAUGUUUCUAUAAAUAUAUAGGAGGGAAAGUAUAGCUUGAAAAAGUUAAGUACUUCAAAGGGCUGGCUAUACUUUUCAGAGGCAACUGUAGCUUUGGAUAAAAUAGAAAGAAAGGAAUCAAUACUUGUAAUUGCAUGGAUGGAGUUAAAAAUAUCUUCGGAGGUUAGAAAGUUGUUAACAUGACAGCUACAUUUAUGCUACAAAUCUUUCCCCAGAGCCUAUAAUCAUACCAGAAGUUACUGUAGAUCUAUAUGACUUUGCAUUUUAACAUAAUCUUCAAAAGUAGAAUAAAUUUGCACGAGUUUUGGAUUUCCUCAGCAGCAAAUGUAGUGAAUUAAUUUUCAGUCAAGGAACCUCCAGUUCAGUUCUGUAACAUAUAACUCUGGAAAUUAUCAAUUGAUUGUUUCCUUUUUCUUCCAGGAAAAGAUUAAGAAACCACCUUUCAUUCUCAUUUUUGAAGGAAAUGAAUUGAGAAUCAUUUAACAUUAUCAGUGAUUAAGAACAUUCUCUAGAAACUUGUUUGUACUAUCAAAACCCUCUCUUGUUUUAAAAUAUAUCCUAUUGCUGUGGGUCCUCAGAAGCCAUAAGUUGGAGAGAGUAAACCAAUAGUGAAAACCAAACGCUAUCAACCAGUAAUCUUUUUAAAUACAGGCAAGAUAGCCAAGCAAAGGCUACGGAGAUUUAAAAAAAAUUGGUAAACUGGAUUUUUUAACCAGGUAAGAAAAUAAUAAUAAUAAUAAUAAUAAUAAUAAUAAUAAUAAUAAUAAUAAUUUAUUAUUUAUACCCCGCCCAUCUGUCUGGGCCUCCCCAGCCACUCUGGGCAGCUUCCAACAGAUUAAAAUACAAUAAUCUAUUAAACAUUAAAAGCUUCCCUAAACAGGGCUGCCUUCAGAUGUCUUCUAAAAGUCUGGUAGUUGUUAUUCUCUUUGACAUCUGAUGGGAGGGCGUUCCACAGGGCGGGUGCCACUACCGAGAAGGCCCUGUGAGGAGUAGCAAGUACCCACUAAGGGGUUAAGCUGUGUGCUAUGUGCUGUGUGUCACCUGAUCACUGGGAGGUCCCACAUACGGGAAUGUUUCUUUGUUCUGUCUGUGUGAAAAUUAGUUUCGGUUUUGUCCAGAGAAGGGAGAGCAGCCAUGCCGUCUAACUCUCCCGGUUAGAUGUUAUAUCUUUCUGUAAAUAAAGCAAUUAGUUUAGUAAAGAGAAGCUGUUCUUUGUGAAUUAUUGUGAGCUACUUCCAGUUAAGUUCACACAAGGUUUCACUACGCAAGGAGAAAGAAGAUACUCUGCAGUUUCUUUGCCAAGAGUCCGCUGAUAAGGAAGCGCGACUGGACCCUGAAGGUGGCAAAGACCUAAUGAACUAAUCAAUCACUCAUUAGGGCCGUAAAACUCAACAGGCCCUCUGCCUGGUUCCCUGUAGCUUUGCUUCUCGCAGUGAGGGAACCGCCAGAAGGCCCUCAGCGCUGGACCUCAGUGUCCGGGCAGAACGAUGGGGGUGGAGACGCUCCUUCAGGUAUACAGUCCCAUUGUCUUAAUUUGCAUUCUGCAAAUCUCUUUUGAUCUCUAGUGUUGUAUGGGGUCAUGCAAAGGGAUAUGCAGACAAUCCAGAGAUCCACCUGCCCCACAUUCUAUUUCAGUACUUCCUCUGACAUAUGUUUUGGAAUACGACAGCAAAACUCAGAUUUGUGUGCACUUAUCCACCUGAGAUUUAGGAAGAGCAAUGUGUAUUGUUAUAAAUGAAUUCUAAAUAGGAGUCAUAAUGCAUCUGUAUACAGCUUUAAAAAUUUCUGUGCUAACUGCAAAAUAGAAUGGAUUUUAUUUCAAACCUUGUUAAUUCAUUCAUAAUUUCAAUUUUUAAAAAUAGCAAGCCUGAAAUGACUUUCAGUAGUAGGGUUUUUGGGGGGAUUUGGAAAUUGAGGGGAUUUACUAAACUGAUGACUCUUUUUUGCUUUUAUAAAUUUUCUCCUUUGGGCAGCACUUUCUAAGUAUUACAGCCGGGUGAAUCAAAUCAGAAAUCUGAAUGAAGCACUAAGCGACUGCAUUAGAGUUCAUUCUUGGAAACGUUCACCUAUAUCACACAGUACUUCCAGGAAGGAAGGCACUGCCUUUACACUGUAGUUACCUUACACUUUAAUUGGUUUUUUAAAACACCAGGAAGAAGAGGAGACCUCCCUGGAACUAUUUUCAAUGAGAUGAAGUAGAAAGCUUCAUACCUUGUCAUCAGUAAAGAACACACAGUAAUCUAAGUGGCACCAACACAGUGGCCUGGUUCACACGUCACAGUAAGCCAAGCUUAUCGGGACUGUGUGAAUUUUCUGGCUUCUGGAGAUUAGGCUGCACCCACUUUGUUUCUUGCUGGGCUUUUUUAGCUCAGCAUGAUACAGCAGCUGUAUCAUCCAGAUAAAGGAUUAUGGUUGAACUCUCUCUUCCUUAGCUAUGAUCUGGAACCAAGAACAAAACUAGUGCUCUUUCCGUCAUGUACCACUUCAGUGCUUUAUUUCUAGCUUGUAUUAAGCCACAGUUCCCUCUUAUGUCAGAACCAGACACUUUGGCUUAAGCCAGGUGUGUUAUAUUAACACAUGACAUUAAACUAGAUGUGACAUUAAGCUAGAAUUCCUUGAUUGGACAUAAUGGGGUAACUGUCUUAAUACAAUCCAGAAUUGAAGUGCCACAUUGGUAUGAAAGAGGAGAAAAACUCAUCCCUGGCAUUUCCCUUCAUAAUCAUGGUUUAUGAAACCUGGAAUUAUCAUCUACAUCAUGCCAUUAUAUCUGAAUAGCUAAACCAUGGUUUGCAAAUGUCCAGAAGCCAGAAACCAUAAUUUGAAAUGGGUUUGUAAUGGUUUGCAGUACAUCUGUAUUGAUUAAAACAUGAUUGUGAUUAUUGCUCCAGAAACCUCCUUACUGUAGAGAUAGAAGUGUUCAAGCAGGCAGAAACCAAAAACCCACACUGUUGUUUCCUGAGCACAAUCUGUUUCGCACUGUGGGUAUACUUGCAGGUGGGAUCACUUCAGCUCUUUGCACCUCUCCUCUGUUCAGAACAGAAGGGAGGGAGGGUACCCAGUCCUGGCAUCCAAUGAAAAGUGUGCAUGUUAAGAGGGGAUUAUAUAAUGUAUGAGAGACUGAGCCACUGCAAAUAAGAAGAGCAAUCAGUGUUUUAUGCAUUUUAGAUUUUAAGGGGAUAUUUACUGAGACCUUUCAAGAAAUACUAGUCAGGACGCUGCUGGCUGCUCUGGAGGGCACCAGGACCAGUCUUACAGAAGCUCUUGAAAAAAUGUGGUGAAUAAAAACUUGCUCUGUUUACAGGGGGGAAAUUCUGGUUUACAGCAAAGUAUGCAGAUGAACUUUUACAGAGCUGGCACUGUUUUCUUCUGUGCACAAGAAUGUGAAAUACCUUCAGAAAAAGGAUUUUAGAUAAUGGGCUGUGUGCAAUGUAAGGAUAAAGAAGCAACAAAACUGACAGAUGAGAGAGAUGGCAGUUUAAACCAGAGUUCAGGUUUUCGCUAUGGAACAGAUCCCACCCCUCAACAUUACCCAAAUUUUGGUGUGACUUCAAUUCCAAACUACAACAACUUCCCCACAGCCGGUGGACAGGGGCUGACCGUCUUUGGUGGUGUAAAUUCCUCAUCACAUACGGGCACACUGCGAACAAGAGGAGGCACAGGUGUAACUCUUUUUGUGGCUCUGUAUGAUUAUGAAGCAAGAACAGAAGAUGAUUUAAGUUUUCAUAAAGGAGAAAAAUUUCAGAUACUUAACAGCUCGGAAGGAGACUGGUGGGAAGCCCGUUCUUUGACUACAGGAGAAACUGGCUACAUUCCCAGUAAUUAUGUGGCUCCAGUUGACUCCAUCCAAGCAGAGGAAUGGUACUUUGGCAAACUUGGACGAAAGGAUGCUGAGAGGCAGCUGCUAACAUUUGGAAAUCCGCGAGGAACUUUUCUGAUUCGUGAGAGUGAAACCACCAAAGGUGCCUAUUCAUUGUCUAUUCGUGACUGGGACGAUAUGAAAGGAGAUCAUGUCAAACAUUAUAAAAUUCGCAAACUUGACAAUGGAGGAUAUUACAUUACAACCAGGGCACAGUUUGAAACUCUUCAACAGCUUGUUCAGCAUUAUUCAGAGAGAGCUGCAGGUCUUUGCUGCCGCUUAGUAGUCCCUUGUCAUAAAGGAAUGCCAAGGCUUACUGAUCUGUCUGUCAAAACCAAAGAUGUCUGGGAAAUUCCACGAGAGUCACUACAGUUGAUCAAGAGACUGGGAAAUGGGCAGUUUGGGGAAGUAUGGAUGGGUACUUGGAAUGGAAAUACUAAAGUGGCAAUAAAGACUCUGAAGCCUGGCACAAUGUCCCCAGAAUCAUUCCUGGAGGAGGCUCAGAUCAUGAAAAAGCUAAAACAUGACAAACUGGUCCAGCUCUAUGCUGUGGUAUCCGAAGAACCUAUCUACAUUGUCACAGAAUAUAUGAGCAAAGGAAGUUUGCUAGAUUUCUUAAAAGAUGGAGAAGGAAGAGCUUUGAAAUUGCCAAACCUAGUGGAUAUGGCAGCACAGGUUGCUGCAGGAAUGGCUUACAUUGAGCGAAUGAAUUACAUACAUAGAGACCUGCGUUCUGCAAACAUCCUGGUGGGAAAUGGUCUAAUAUGCAAGAUUGCUGAUUUUGGACUAGCAAGAUUAAUUGAAGACAAUGAAUACACAGCCAGACAAGGUGCAAAGUUUCCAAUAAAAUGGACUGCCCCUGAAGCUGCAUUGUAUGGAAGGUUUACAAUAAAAUCAGACGUCUGGUCCUUUGGAAUAUUGCUGACAGAGCUAGUAACAAAAGGGAGAGUGCCAUAUCCAGGUAUGAAUAAUCGUGAAGUCCUGGAGCAGGUAGAACGGGGCUAUAGGAUGCCAUGCCCUCAGGAUUGCCCCAUCUCCUUACAUGAGCUCAUGAUCCACUGCUGGAAGAAAGACCCAGAAGAGCGCCCAACAUUUGAGUACUUGCAGGGUUUCCUUGAAGACUACUUUACUGCAACUGAACCCCAGUACCAGCCAGGUGACAACCUGUAAUUUUUCUGGUCUGUGCAGACUACAGUUAUCAGGUGUUCCGACUGCAGCUGACAAAGGCUGACUAGCUACUUCCAAAGGCUGCAUCUUAAGAGCACCCAAAAGCACUGGAGCCAGAAGCUGAGAAUUCCCAGACCUAACCUGCCGUAAAGAUCUGAAUGUCUUCUAUGAACAGAAAAGUGAACACUUGAUUUUGUUCUUCAUCAGAGACUCAGAAACUGCAUUGUUUUGAUGUUAUGUAAACUGCAAAAUCUUUGUUCAGUGUAAAUAGUAAUUCAGUGCCAAUAACAUCCUAGUGCUUUCCUUUUUUAAAAAAUAAUAAUAAUGCAAAGUUAUGUGAUUUUAACUAGUCUUCUCCUGAUUCAACUAAAGUAUUAUUUUCCAAAAGUGGCCUCUUUUUGUCUACAUUUUUUCACGUUCUAACAAAAUAAAAUCAGGACCAGUGUUUGGGGAUUUUGGUUUUCGUUUGGUUGGUUGGGUUUUUUCCUUUUCCUUUUUUCCUUUUAUAUAUAUAAGAUAUAUGUAAAAUAUAUACAUACUUGUAUAUAUAGUUGUGGGUGCUACUGCUGAGGAAACUCAUUUCAGAAACGGAUUAGCCAUAAUGCUGAAGCACCCAGAAAAAGACUAAUUUCCUUGUAGACAUGAAACACUGGUGAAGAUUCUGAAAGCCAGUGACUGAAUUUUUGGCUUUUGCCAAGCAUGACUUUUUAAAUUGGAUUGCACUUUUGGGUUUGACUAUGUACCUGUAGGUCGUUGUAACUUUUGAUCUUUCAGAAAUCAUGUGCAGCAUUUCCAGCAACUUUUGCCAACCGCGUGGUUUGAAUUUGUGAUCAAAAUUUAAUAACAAACUUAUUAAAGCAAGAAAAUGCGCCAUUACCUGUUCAGACUGGAAGACUGAAACUGCAAGUACUUUCCUGUAUCAAAAAAAUGUAUACUGAACAUUUUCUGAUUUUUUAAAAAAAUUAAUAAACAUUGCAAUCACAUGCAAAUAGUCUCAACCUCAUAGCAUUUUAAUCAUGUCCCCAUGCUUAACCAUUCAUCAGGCAUCCGGUAGAGUCCCUUUUUCACAUACCAUAACCCAUCGUAAAGUAGGUGUUUUAAAUGUCCUGUACUGCUGAUGAAAUUACUUUCAAUAGGUCUGCAAGUGUUUCAGUGGAAUUACUAUGCACUUCUUUUAUGGGGAAAUGGGGAGGGAAUGGAGGGAUACACGCAAGUAUUACUUUUUCAGUUGUCUGUAUCAGCCUUGGAUACCUUCUUUUCUUACCUUUAACCAAAAAGAAACAAAAAAUCCACAUCCUUUCUAUGUCUCUUUUAAGUUUUUUUUAAAAAAUAAUAAUUUUAGUCUUAAUUACAUUUUGUUGUUGUUUUUAUUUGCAAGUUUACAUUUUUAAAAUGUUUAACCGUCUUAAUUUAGUAAUUAAAAGAGUAUUUUACAUUUGGAUUUUUGUUCUUUCAUUCAAAUCAUAGCCAGAUGGAGGUUUGUAGCAGAGGAGGAGUGUCCUUGGCCUGUUGGCUCUUGCUGCAGCAGUUGUGUUAUGAAGCUGAUGUGAAACAGCUGGGAUUCAGCCUAAGAGGAUGGCUGGAAGUGAAAGGGUUUUGUACUCUUACAAUUAUUCGAGAAUUACUUUCUUUAGCAUGAGUCUCUGUGCACUGUUGUCAGAAGGAAGAAUAUUUUCUAUGUAGAAAUAAAUAUAUUUUCCCAGCAUUCGCACUUGGAACUCUAUCGCAAAUGAGAUGAAGCAAAACAAAGGUAAAAUCUUAUCCAUAUCUGGAAGAAUCCAAAGGGUCAUUUAUGCUAAUAGAUCUUUAAAAAUGUUACAAGAAACCUCAGAGGGUGUUUGUUUGCUAGACUACUACCAGCAGCUGAUAAUGUGGUGGGGCUGCCCUGUUUACCUGACCUCCCAUCUUGCUGAGUCACUGCAGCAUCCUAGAAUGGAGGCAAUGCAUCGGUGGCAAGGGCAGUGCAGAGCAAAUGGGCUGGCAGGAGUGCUGGAUUGGCUCCACCAGCACAUUUGCAAUGACCCACCUCCUCGUGUGCUGCAGCAACUCAGCCAGGCAGAUGAGCAGCAGGAAGGCUCACUACAAACUACAAAAGUACAAGACAUUUUUUUCCAUUAAAUAAAAAUGUUCUGUAUCACUUUACAAAGCCCUUUCAGGUUUUUCACAAUUGCACCUACCAGCUACAGGGAAGAGUGGGGUCUGAAUUAUAUCCCUGAACAGCUGUUUAUCUAAUGCAGGGGCAGCCAAUCUAUGGCCCUCCAACUCCCACGAGGCCUCACUAGCAUGACAAGUGGACAGGGAUGAUGGGAGUUGUAGUCCAGCAACAUCUGAAGGGACAAAGAUUAGCUCAAUUCAAAAGCUAGCUCUAAUCUGUGAUAUCACCUGCAUACUUAGUGUGUGUGAAUUACACAACUCUCCAAACAUUGUGCGGAUUGGUAAUUGUUUUUAUGGUCCAAACGCACAAAAGACUUAUCACCAUGUAAAGAGUCAGACUGAGAUUAAAAUACCUACAAAUGCAUUAUGUGAAUCAGUCCUCUGUAACAGCAUGGCAAACGUGGUGUGUGUCCCAAGAGUAACUGGUUUCUUUUGACACAGGCUAGCAGCUAGGAUCUCCAGUUUCUUGAAAAUGAUUUUUUGCACUAUCUCAGUUGAUCACAAACAGGCCUACAUUGUCAGGUAUGAAGCCACAGUUUCAUGGUGGAUCAAAUACUUUAAAUGAACCAAGUCCCAGGUGUCAUUGCUGACAUUUCCAAGUUAAAGGAUCUUGGAGCUGAGAAGUUGCUCUCCAUGGAACCCUGGAAAGUUGCUCCUAGUCACAGAAGACUGCUCUGUACAAUGGGCCACUGCUCUGACUCAUUGAAAGGCAGGUCCAUUUAUCUUCAUUAUUAGGUUACCUGAUGCCUGUAUUGUUUGUGAACCAUCAUGUUGAAUAGAGUCCACCACAUUUGGCCUUCUAAAUGCCUGACCUGCAGGCUCCCCCCACCCCUGUUAAUUUUAUUUUAUUUUUAUUGCAUUCAUGUCCCACCUUUUUUUCCUCAGGAGCUCAUAGAUCUUCUCCCCUUCCCCAUUUUAUCACAACAACCCUGUGAGUGUGACAGUAGGUUAGGCUGAAAGGCAGUGACAGGCCCAAGGCCCACCCAGUGAGCUUCAUGACUGAGUAGAGAUUGUUGCCAACAGGCAGCAGAAAAGGAGGUCUAUAAAGGUCAAACAGGCCACAAAAUAAGGCUUGUGUGUUGUAUUCAGUUUGGUGGGCCAACGUAUAACAGACCUGUAAUAAUCUAAGCAAAAUGGGUAACAAUGCUAUUUGUUCUCCAGAUGUUUUCAGGAUAAGUAGCAGACCAAUCUGCACAUUGUCUGAUAUUCUACAGUGAAAAACACAGUAUUUAUAACACUUAGAAGAGAUAUGUGAAAAUGUGUUGGAGGUUGCUGUGACAUAUAAUUGCUCAUAUAAUUAUGUGGAAAACACCUUAAGCAGCUGCUCCGCAAGGAUGAUGUAGAAAAAUGUAUGGACGACACAAUGUUUGGCUCAGAAAACGGUUUGCCUGUUUCAAUUCAAGGCCAACAAAACUUACAGAUUCAUUCAUAAUGCUAAAAUCUCACAGCAUUGCCACAGUCACACCAGAAACCAAUUAUUAUUCAGAGUGUGUAAUAGACAGAAAGAAUGCAUGUAUUUUUUAUUGAAGCGUGGUAUCAUACAUAUCUGUUCAGAAUGUUGCUGAGAGAAUUUCCUUACCUGCCAUUAUUUAAAUCCUUGGCAAAUAUCACUUCUUGUGCUUCUAAUACAGCCAGCUUUUGCCAAUAAAUUAUUGUCUGAUUAUAGUAUGUCUUGGUGGCAUGAUACAGAAAGGAUCUCCAUAUCUCCGGGAGUCUUCAUGCUAACAUUACCCUUGAACAAUGCUGUCUCUAGGGGCAAAAGACACCCAAGUGAUUUCGGAAAUAAUUACUUCUGGCAAAGCCCUUCAUCUCUGAGUAUUCAUGUGAGUACGAAUGAAUUAUUCCAGGAACAGAAGAGGAAACUCCCAGAGGUUGGUAUUUUGUAUGAGUAAUCCUUCAGAUUUGGGGGUUGGGGAAAAUAGUCUGUGAAAGAAAACAGAGAAAGACUGUAAUCCCUGAAGUAUCUAACUGAAUCGGUUGUGGGCAACCAAGCCUUAAAAUGGUCUGCUAGUAAAAAGCCUGCAGAACAGUGUUUUAAUGAAUUUUAACUGUUGGGGAAUGAACUCAAAAGGACUCAUUUAAACAUGCACAAAGGUACUCUUAACAUUUCAUAAAGCUAAAAAUUCCAUAGUCUAGCAAUGCUGUGAUAAAUAUAUUUCAACAUUGAAAUCAUGCCUUCUCUAUUCAGCUCUUAGACCACUUAUUUGAGUACUUUCCCCCUUCCUCAUAUUCUAGCCACACUUUGUGGGCAAGAUAACACGCGCACGUCCCCCCUAAAAAAAAUCCUGACGGCUUCAAAUAAUUUCGAUUCAGAUAUUUAUUCAUUUUUAAAAUCACAUAAAGCCUUUGCCUUGAUAAUAACUGUCUCCCUUUUCAUUAGCUUUAUUUUGUCCAGCACAGCUGGUCCCAUAUCAUCUGCUGCAGAUUCUAAUUCUUUUUGGGUGUGUGUGGUUAUGCAGUCUCAGGGCAACAGUGGGUGGGUGGUCAUUCUUUUAUCCAGCUGAGGAGCAUCAGCCUCUUUCCUUAACUCCAAAACAGCUCUUUUUAACAACUGCGGUAGCAAUAGCAGUGGCUGAAGAGUGCCUGUGGCUGCUCUCUCUUCGCGUUUCUUUUAGCAUUUGGCAUCAUGCACACCCCUUUCCCAUCUCUCUUGAGAUAUCUGUCUACAGACUCAAACCUCACAACUGAGACUCAAACCCAGGCCUCUCUGUCUCUCGCAGGAAGGAAGAGUACAUAGUGGUGCUUGCUUACACUCCAAUUGGCUUUCACAGUCCAGCAAAAUCUCCCUGUUGGACUUAAGGCUGCCUGUUUAUUAAUAUUAUGCAAGACCAGUAGGUGUUUGUCCUAUCUGAAUUUAUUGAUAUGCUUUGUAAACUGGUUUCUCUCCCCCACCCCACCUGUUUUGUAUUUUGAAAAUAAAUCAACUUUUGUUGUAAGCUGCUUCGGGCACACCCGACUCUGGAAAAGGUGGCAUAUGAAUGAACAGAAUCAAAUAAAGAAAUCAAUAAUCUGUAUUCAAGGGGGAAAGGGAGCUUGGCCAAGGAUUCAAAGCAUGUAUACACUGUGUAAGGAUCCCAAAAUUAGAUGAAAGCACACAUGCAGAAAACCCUCUAAAUUAUUAUGUAUUUAGGCUUAGAUUUUCACCCUCCUCCCAUUCUAACACCAGGAGCAAUCCAAAAGUCUAGGUACAAUGAAAUUUUCCAGCUUCUGUUCUAUCCACUUCCUAUUCUAAGAUAGAAAAUUACUUAAGCAAGCAGUUAAUAUUUCAUCGCUGUUAACACCAAAGCUUGCACUUCUUUCAGCAGAGCCCUAUCAUUAAAACUGACCUUCACGGCUCCUAUUAUUCCCAAUGAACCUUCAGAUAAGAUUCGUGUCAUUCAUUUUAGUCUGUCUCCUGUCACAAAGCAAGCAGGAUGAAAAGUGGGAUGUGAUUUGUGUUUACUGAGAAAGAACCUAGGAUGGGUCACAUGGGGAGAGGAACAAAGGAAUCUGUUAUGUACUGAGCUGAAUCCUAGAACAAUAGGAUUCAGAAUCAGCGGGAGCUACCCAAUCCAACGCCAGGUGGAAGUGAAUCCGCAACCUGAUUGGCCUGCUGGAGCAGCCAAUCAGGCGGCUGGCAGAAGUGAAUCUGCUACCUGAUUGGCCUGUAGGAGCAGCCAAUCAGGCUGCAGCCAAAAGUCAAUCCACAAUAUAAUUGGCCCACAGGUGUAGCCCUGAAGUAGCCAAUCACGCAAGGCCCAUUGUGUAAAUAAUGUAUAUAAGCAGAUGGUUUUGGGAAAAGAGCCAUUCGUCUUCUCUUCUCCUCCUUGAUGACUAUGAGCUGAAUAAAGAGCAUGAAAUUCACUCUUGACUCCGAGUAUAUUUCACUGGCGACGAGGAUGGGAUCCUGCUGAGCUGACCGCCACCACGCACUGCACCGCAGCACCGCCACCUGCUGCACCGCUGCAUCGCACCGUGCAUCCAGGCUUCAGCUCCAGGACCCAAGGAACCCAGAAUGGCAACCGACAGCAGCUUCUCGCCAUUCAAACCAGCAUCAGGAGACUGGGAAGGGUACGCCGCCCGUUUCAACUUCCUCCUGCAAGCGAAAGAAGUCACCAACGAUGCCAUGAAGAGGGCGACAUUCUUCAGCGUCUGUGGAGAGGAGACGUUUGAAAUCGCCCGGGCUCUCCUUGCACCUAGAGAUGUCGCUACCGUCUCUUACAAAACAAUAAUGGAACGGCUGAAGGAGCACUUCUCACCACAGCCCUCGGUGGUAGCUUGCCGAAAUGCCUUCUACGCAAAACGGCAAGCCCCGGGGGAAACCAUAACUGGGUUUGUGACCUCCCUCCGCCAAGCCGCCCGGUUAUGCAACUUCUCAGAAUUGGAGAACAUGCUUCGUGACCGCCUCGUCGGUGGCCUGAGGGACGAGAUGUUGCAACGACGCCUCUACGCCAAAAAAGACCUCACGUUCCAGAUUGCUCUGGAGGAAGCCCUGGCAACCGAAGCCGCCGAGAGGUCAACGCAAGAGGCACGACCGGCCCCGCCAUCCCAACCGAGGGUCUACCACGAAGACCUCACCGACGAAUCCGAAUCUGACAGGGAGGAAGUACACCGAGUACAGCGGCGCACUCAAGCAGCACACACACCACAGCAGCCUCGACGAGAAGGAGGGAACUGUGCAAGCUGCGGGGAGAACCACGAGAGGAGGACCUGUCGUUUCCGCAACGCAGAGUGCAGGCAGUGCAGAAAAUUGGGACACAUCGCCCGGGUGUGUCGGGCUCGACUCACCCGUCGACAAGCAUCAGAUGACCGACCCAGGAGCCCCAGGUCACAUGGCACCAUGCACCAAGGCAACUCGACAGAGAUCACGGACUACCAGGUAUUCCAGUUGCCCCAUCCCAGCACAGAGAAAAUUUAUAUAGAGGUACAGAUAGAGGGAGCCCCAUGCCGCAUGGAGCUGGACACGGGUUCAACUCUAUCCAUAAUCUCGGCCCGAACAUUAAGGGAACUGUGCCCUAAUGGGGGUCCCAAACUAAGGCCGGCCCCAUUCACCCUCCGGGACUUCCAGAAACGUAAGGUCCCUACUAUGGGGGUGGGGACCUUCAGGGUGCAAUAUCGAGGGCGAAAGCAACAAUUGGACUUGCUGGUAGUUAAGGGCCCCUACGUUAGCUUACUGGGACUGGCAUGGUUUGGACCUCUGGGGCUAGCCGUUACCGGGGUGAACCGCACUAGCUUACAAGUGGACGUGGACGCCAUAUGCAAAGAGUUUCCAGGGGUUUUCGAUGGGGCAUUGGGACGAUAUACUGGACCCCCCAUUGCCCUACAGCUAGACCCCGCUGUACGACCCAUCAGGCACAAGGCCCGCCGGGUCCCGUUUGCCCUGAAACCCCGCAUAGACGAGGAAUUGGACCGGCUCGUGGAGCAAGGAGUGCUGGAGCCGGUGCCCAACGCCCCCUGGGAAACUCCAAUUGUCACACCCGUCAAGCCUAACGGUUCGGUCCGCAUCUGUGCAGACUACAAAUGCACCAUAAACAAGGCUCUCACGGCCCAUGCAUACCCAGUGCCAGUGGUCAGCCAUGUCCUCGCCAC